This is a messenger RNA of Alosa alosa (allis shad), 2935 nucleotides long. It is a transcript of the gene fars2, whose product is annotated as phenylalanyl-tRNA synthetase 2, mitochondrial. Gene Ontology annotation, biological process: phenylalanyl-tRNA aminoacylation. Gene Ontology annotation, molecular function: tRNA binding; ATP binding; phenylalanine-tRNA ligase activity. The record is from RefSeq and is a predicted model, not a curated record. The transcript has 10 exons. NCBI's taxonomy places the organism in Eukaryota, Metazoa, Chordata, Actinopteri, Clupeiformes, Clupeidae. Gene Ontology annotation, cellular component: cytoplasm; mitochondrion. Bases 749 to 2356 code for a protein of 535 amino acids.
UAUACGAGUAAACGAGACGAGAGGUAUGUGGCCUCAACCAGUGCCUGUCUACGGAGAGCCUGUUUACUUUCAUUGUAUCGAACCUUCACUCAUUGUUCCUCUAGGGGCCGCCGCUAGCUAGUGCAGAAUGAAUGGGAGUCUAUGGGGCUAGACGGGUAAAAUGUAUCUUUAUUAUCGUCAAAAGCUUAGUUUUCUCUAGACUCCACCAUAAAUACAUGCCUGUCAGUUGGAGCAACCCAAAAAACUAGAUAAUUGCUGGAGAUUUUGACGAUUUAUGGUGAUUUUAUUUUCGUUAGAUCUUUGCUCAGAUUGACGUUAAUGCAUUAUAGAGGAGUGGAUCACCGCGGCAAGAUGGCGUCUCGAUUGACGCAUUCGUUCCAAUGAACAGCAGUAGUCAAGGCGACAUCUAGUCAGUAUAUAUAUCUAUGAUAUCUGGUAACACCGGCUCUGGUCAGACCCUAACGGUAGUACAUGAUGACGCCUGUAAAAAAAAAACUACGAGCGGUUUUAUCAUGUGCAGUUUUUAUGGCACUCUGUCACCAUGACACAAUAUUUUACGAAUACAAGUCCAAUCGUAUUUUCCACUCCCUCGCCAUGUCCCAAGUAAAUUACGCGCCAGUUCUAAAUAGCAUCUGGCAAAUCUUCGGACAUCUACGAUCACAUUCGGCGAGAGGCAGAAACGACCCUAACAAUCCACAGUAUUUGAGAAGAUGUCAUUACAACACAGUUAUCGCUCCACCGGAAAUACAUGAGCUACAAGAAAAGCCUUUCGUGCACAAAGUCUAUUCAGGGGGCAGUGUAUCAGUCACUGUUAUCUCGCAGUCUAUCAAGCACAGCAACUGUUGCUAUAGCAACCAUAGACUCUGAACAGGACGGUAGACUACCAAGCAAGCACUUAGGCAAAGUGUUUGAUAGUCUAUGGCAAGAUCUGAAUCUCAAUGAUCCAUCUACAAUGAGGAUGUAUCAUAGACCCUACCUUCAGUCUCUCCUGCCUGAUUCUGUGUACAAACACUGCCUCUAUAACUGCUUCAGAGCAAAGAAACAAACAGUAACCCGCAAUCUCCGAUGUCUGAGCAGCGAUGGUCUCACAGCUCAGUCCAUAGUCAAGCAGAAGUCAUUGGAGGUGUUAGGUCAGACAUAUUGCUGUGAUGAAUACACUAACAUUACGCCCAAAAUUUUGUCCAAAGUAGGGCGUAACCUCCAUAAUAGUCCACAUCACCCACUCUGGCUUAUUAAGGAGCGCAUUAAAUCACAUUUCUACAGUGCCUACACUGGCCGGUGGGGCAACCCACUCUUUUCCGUAUUUGACAACCUCAAUCCUGUAGUAACUGUGGAGCAGAAUUUUGACAGCCUGCUCAUUCCAAAGGACCAUCCGAGUCGCAAGAAAGGGGACAAUUACUAUCUGAACCACAACACCAUGCUGCGUGCACAUACCUCUGCUCAUCAGACAGAGCUGGUUCGUUCAGGGCUGGAUGCUUUUCUGGCCGUUGGGGAUGUUUACCGGAGAGAUGAGAUAGAUGCUAGCCACUACCCAGUGUUCCAUCAGAUGGAGGGGGUACGACUCUUCUCCAAUCAUGAACUAUUUGCAAAUGUGACAAAUGGCGAGGAACUGAAUCUGUUUGAAAAAAGAGGUCGACGUACCCCUCAAAAACAGAAGACUCAUACCCUGGAGGCAGUGAAAUUGGUGGAGUUUAGCCUCAAACAGACAUUAACACAUCUGAUCAGACAUCUAUUUGGGGAAGAGUUGGAAAUACGCUGGGUGGAAUGCUACUUCCCAUUCACUCAUCCCUCCUUUGAAAUGGAGGUUCGUUUCCAGGGCAGAUGGUUGGAGGUGCUUGGGUGUGGAGUGAUGGAACAGGAUUUAGUCUAUUCAGCUGGAGCAGAGGAUAAAAUAGGCUGGGCAUUUGGGUUGGGUUUAGAGAGGCUUGCAAUGGUCCUCUACAGCAUCCCAGAUAUUCGUAUCUUCUGGAGCGAGGACGAGCGUUUUCUGAAACAGUUCUGCCUGCCCAGCAUUGACCAUCCUGUCACGUUUCAGGCUAUUAGUAAAUACCCACCCCUGUGGAAUGAUAUUUCAUUCUGGCUUCCUGCUGAGGGUUACGAAGACAAUGACUUCUAUGACCUUGUCAGGAGUGUCGGGGGUGACUUGGUUGAGAAGGUGGCCCUGGUGGACAAGUUUACCCAUUCAAAAACCAAAAGGACAAGUCAUUGCUACCGCAUCACUUACCGUCAUAUGGAGAGGACUUUAUCACAGAAGGAGGUGCGGAUUGUCCACCAGGCUAUUGAACAGGCUGUCGAACAACAACUGGGGGGUGAAGGGAGCUGGAGCUCGUCCGUGCACUUCCGCAUCUGGGACUGAGGUGACGUCAUCACGCACCGUUCGCAUUGCUGUGACGCGACUGUAGGCACCGGGCCGCCGCGGUUCAACUCUAUUUCCCUGCCCUGGUGAGACUGACCCUUAAAGCGCCAGUGCCCUGCAUAAGCAUUUCUAGUGGGACCAUCUUUUUGUUUUUUUUUGGCCGGGUAGGGCCCCGGCCAACGGACAAUAUUAUUUGCUUUCUUUUUUCAUAUUGUCCUAUUUGUUGUGUGUACUUAAGUCUCCGUAUUGAGGCAUUCAGUGGCAGAACCAUUGGGUUGAAGGGGAAACGUUGUAGGGGGGAUUGUGCAAUACGGGUCCAUUAUUAAUGUGUGCUCCACGUGAUUGAUAUUUAUGACUUUUAUUGAGUGCUGUGUUAUUGACAUUAUCCAUAUCUUGUGUGUGUUGUGUUACGGCUUGACGUGUUCCAGUAACGGGGUUUGUCAUAUUCACCAGGGUGACUUAUAGUGAUAGCUGACCCUGAGUGUAGUCCUCCUAUACACUGCCCAUAUUCGCCCAGCAGGCUGCCUUGUGUGUUUUUAGAAGAACUGAUAAAUAAACUUGUAUUUGUACUUUGGUAAA